Messenger RNA from Puntigrus tetrazona (Sumatra barb), 2118 nucleotides. RefSeq lists its product as uncharacterized. Gene Ontology annotation, cellular component: intracellular membrane-bounded organelle. Lineage: Eukaryota; Metazoa; Chordata; Actinopteri; Cypriniformes; Cyprinidae. The transcript has 2 exons. Bases 422 to 826 code for a protein of 134 amino acids. The record is from RefSeq and is a predicted model, not a curated record.
CGUAGGUGGCUCAUUGGGUUUUGACACGCAGCCGUGCGCUUUAAUAACUGUAUACAUUUCCAGUGCAUAUUUAUAAAUGAAAAAUUAUACUAUGAAACAGCCUAGACAAUUAAUCAAAAAAUAACGUUUUUUUGUUUGUUUACGGCCGCUUCCAUGGACCUACGGAAUAGAUAUAUAUCGUUCAUUCUGUAAAAUCCAUUCGUGUUUUGACGUUGUGGCGGUUAUAAUACACAUACCGCAAUUAUUCCUAAUAUUUUGGAUUAUCCAUCUUUUAUUUUGACCGCGCUGUGUCUCGUGACGUCAAGAUGCCCCUUCUGUUGACAGCCAAGACCGGAAGUGUCGCCAGCAGCCAUCUGGCUCGCAGCCCUUCGGCCCUAUCUCAGGUCAGCACUAGUCAUUUUGUGUUUUAAAAAAGAAAAAUAUGUCAAGAUCUAAUCGGACCGCAAACGAUACGGAGGUGCGUCCGCGGGAUGCCUUAAACGCGACGCGAGAACGAAGCGGAUGUCGAUGCCAACAUGAGGCUCCUGUCAGACAAGCGAACAGCGAACAGAACGACUUCAGGGGACGGGAAAGAGCGCACGGUCACUCUGUAGCGGAGCCGCAGCCAGAGGCUCCCUUGGUGGACGACUGCGAGAGGCUGGGCACUCUUUUCGGGGAGCUCAAUAAGUGUUUGAGAGGCAUUGGUUUUACUCAGCUUUACUUCGGGGAGAAGAUCGUGGAGCCCGUGGUCGUGCUGGUGUUUUGGAUGCUGCUCUGGUUCCUCGGUAUCCAAGCCCUCGGCCUCGUGGGAACUCUAUGCAUUAUUAUCAUUUACAUCCAGAAAUAGCAGACGUGAAGGUAGACGAGACAGACGGAGGUUCAUUUGCCACCCACAGCCCGUGCCAGUCAAAGAGAGGAGAGACUCCUUUCUACACCAGAUGAGCUUUGUGAAUGUCAUUUGAAAGUUUUACCCGAUCCGUACGUUUGGGUCUGUGUCAGUUGCCUUUUAAUAUGGGUGCGUACAAGAGGGUGAGUUAAUGAAGUUCAUCGGAGGAUUUGCUUUAACUGCUGAAAUGAUUCCUCUGGUCUGUGUGGACUGUGUGUUAGCUGUGAAAGGUACUCGUGAAAAGCAUGCUUCCCUUCGAUAUUUGCAUUGACAACAUGGGUGCAUAAACAGAAUCUAAUGUACAUAUCAGUUAUACGGUCAUUGCCGUUGUCGAAUGUAUUACUCUUAAUCACCCAGGUGUCAGUCUUGCAUUCUCCACACAAUUGCACUAGAGGGCAACCUUCCUCAUUUUCCCCCCAAACAUGGAAACAUACCAGGGAAUAAUAAUCAUUGUGUGUUCAAACUUGAAUGUGUUUAUACUACUGCAUGUGAAUGUUUUGGGGCUGGUGGGAUUAAAAUGCUCUAAUAGUCUGAGCAGACGACGGCACUGUAUCAAAAAUCAAACCUUUUGUGAUGAAAGACCUACAUUAUAUGCUUUAAAUUCGUAUAUUUGGUAUUUUUUUAUUAGUUGAUUUUACUGCAAUCUGCCCGCGUUGUCUGUUCUUUUGAAGAUUCACGUUGCAAUACCAGUAUCAGUGAAAUCAAAGGAUAAUUUCGUAACAGGGAAAUAUUCAGUAUGCAAAUUUUGCUACAGUAGAAUGUGUCAUGACCCGUAUUCAGGAUCAUAAGUAUGAAAAGGCCUGUUUUUAUUGCACUUAAGUGUUUUCUUUAUGAAUGAAUGCAUUUGAAAUCUAUUGAACGAACUCUAACUUUUUAAGCAAGGUUUAAGCUGCUUUUUAUGUAACUGUGAAAAUCGUUGCAAAAUGACAUCACUUCAUAUUCAUGAAAAUUACAUUUGUGAUUAUAUUUGGUACUGAUUUAAAAACUUUAUUUGAUAUGUAAUACUACAAUGAAUAAUUCAUCAUUGCGGAUACAAUGCCAAAACUAUGUUUCUGUUUCUUUUCAGUGUUCAUUAGCAUCUUCUAUGCCAUAAAAUCAUUUUUACCAAAUGAUCUUUUUCUGUACGCAACAAUGCUUUAUUUUGGGUUGGUGGAGGGUUGUUUGAUUGAUUUUAUUUUGAAAGAAUACAUUUUUUUAAUCAUUUUGCAAUGUAUUUGAACUGGGUUAUCAUAAUAAACUAUCAUUGUUUUAAA